GUUGGUUCUCCUGUUAUGUCUUGGGCUGCAGCUUUUCCUUUGCCUCUGUUCCAGGUGGUGAUGUUCUGGACUAUGAUGCUGAAUGGUCCUUUACCCAGAGCCCUGUAGAAUUUGGAGCACCCAACUCUCCAGGCAAGCGCCUAUGAUGCCCUGUCUUCCAUCUUGCCAGAGGCCUUCAGCAGUCUGCCGAAUGACAGGCAGAUCCUGUGCAUCACAGUGCUGCUCGGACUGAAUGACAGCAAGAAUCGCUUAGUGAAAGCUGCAAACUCAAGGGCCCUGGGAGUCUAUGUGCUUUUUCCCUGUCUCAGGCAGGAUGUCAUAUUUGUUGCAGACACAGCAAAUGCAAUAUUGAUGUCACUUGAAGACAAGUCUCUGAAUGUUCGAGCCAAAGCAGCCUGGUCCCUGGGCAACCUGACAGACACUCUGAUUGUCAACAUGGAAACACCAGACCCAAGUUUCCAGGAAGAGUUCUCUGGUCUCCUGCUCUUGAAAAUGUUACGAUCAGCUGUAGAAGCAUCCAAGGAUCAAGACAAGGUAAAGAGCAACGCAGUCCGGGCCCUUGGAAAUUUGCUUCAUUUUCUGCAACCCUCUCAUAUAGAAAAACCCACAUUUGCAGAAAUAAUUGAGGAGUCUAUCGAGGCGCUAAUUUCUACUGUUUUAACAGAAGCUGCCAUGAAAGUCCGAUGGAAUGCUUGUUAUGCAAUGGGAAAUGUAUUUAAAAAUCCUGCCCUUCCAUUAGGGACAGCCCCAUGGACCUCCCAGGCCUACAGUGCCCUGACAUCGGCCGUGACAUCAUGCAAGAACUUCAAAGUGCGCAUCAGAUCUGCCACUGCCCUUUCCAUCCUGGGGAAGAGAGAGCAGUAUGGGUCUGUUGAACAGUAUGCUCGGAUCUGGAAUGCAUUGGUCACCGCCUUACAGAAGAGCGAAGACACCAUAGACUUUUUGGAAUUCAAGUACUGUGCCAGCCUACGGACCCAAAUCUGCCAGGCACUGAUUCACCUCUUGAGCUUGGCCAGUGCCUCGGACCUCCCUUGUAUCAAAGAAAUCCUUGAACUGAAUGGGAAUAUGGUCCAGUCCUAUAUCCUACAGUUUUUAAAAUCUGGAGCAGAGGGAGAUGACACUGGAGCACCUCACAGCCCACAGGAAACAGACCAGAUGGUCAGAAUGGCCCUUAAGCACAUGGGCAGCAUCCAGGCACCAGCUGGAGACACAGCCAGAAGGGCCAUCAUGGGCUUUUUAGAAGAGAUCCUGGCCAUUUGUUUUGACUCAUCUGGAUCACAAGGGGCACUCCCAGGGUUAACGAAUCAGUGAGGAUCCCACCAUACUUUCUAGGUAUCGAAGGUAGCAGUAGGAAGACCUGAGCUUGAGCAUAAGAUCUGUGGGAUUUCAUCCUAGGAGCAGAAACAAUCCAUUCACUAUUUAUUUAGAAUGACUUAGCAGCAAUUUAAAUUUUCACAGAGGGCUCAACCACCUUUGGAGUGGCUCCAUGGCACUGGCCAUGGUCAGGGUUGUUGGAAUGUCUGACCUGUGCAUUCAGGAGCCGAGGAGUCAGGUUGUAAUAUGGGCUAAGCAGACAGGGCUGUGAGGGCAUUUAGUCUCAGAAAAAAAAAAGUAGAAGGAUUUAGGAAUUAGAAUUUUAUAUAUUGUAUCUGUAGUUUUGUAAUAAACUAAAGAAGAAUUAUGUGUCCACAAUCUCCUGUUGUUACCAAGUUGUAUUUCUGGCAAGCUGCAAGCAGAGCUGCAGUGCAGCUGGUUUGUACUGGCACAGCUGCCCAGGAUGCAAGGAGACUGACAGUUCCUCACAGCUGAUGAGGAGCUGCUGCUCUGAGCUUCUGGAGUGCCUGUGCUCCCCCGACCGCCUUCCCUGCAGCACCUCCCCACAACCCAAUAACCAGAGUUACCUCCCAGCAAGCAGGGCCCUCUAACCUAGGCCACAACAUCGACUUCUACCUAACUUUCCUGAUGCCCUUUAGGAGAAUGUGAUCCCACACACGAAAUUUAUAGUUGUUUUGCCAUCUUUUAAUUUGUGCCUUUAAGAAAAGAUGAUUUGAUUAAUCUAGUUGGUUACAAAGAGGGGUUUCCAAUUAUAUUUUGAUAAUGCCCCAAAAGUUAUGAAAGUAAUUUCUACUGAAUAUGUAUAGUUAAAUUUUGCAUUUCCCUAUUGAGCACCGACGAUUUAUUGGAAUUGAUUUCAAUUAGGAAUUUAGGGAUAUAUAAGAACCAAUUAAAGCCCAUACUUACCUUGAUGUGGGACAAUUAAGAAGAUACAAAAAAUGGGUUUUGGUGAUAUUUAAUCAUGGUUAUUUAGCUUAACAUACACAUGUAAAGGCAUGUGUCUUGUUUUUCUCCUUUGCCUUUUAGCUGCACUUUUUCUGCCUCUGACAUGUUGGCAGCUCAGAAACUGCUCUCUGGGCGGUGACUGGGGAACAGGGUAUUCAAGUUCACUAAACGCUCAAUUUUCCAUUGAUAGAGUAUCAGUGUCCACAGACUUAAGACUGCAAGCACAGCAAAGACACCCAUAAUGAAUGGUCCUUUAAACUGCUUUUCUUUGGAGACUGAUUCUGAACAUAAAGUGUUACAGAGGGCGCAGGAAACUAAGCUGAGCCCACUUGACCCUGUGACGAAUCUUGGAACUUCCUUGUCUUGAAUACAUUCUUAGUAGUAGCUUCUUGGCUUUUCAAAAAAGGAAAAAUAUGGCAUCUGUAGCUUAUUAACUGUGGUGCUUUGAGUUUUCUCAGGUGAGUUUCUUGAUAAAAUAUUUGCGAAGUGGC
Molecule: messenger RNA, 2771 nt
Organism: Rhinopithecus roxellana (golden snub-nosed monkey)
Lineage: Eukaryota; Metazoa; Chordata; Mammalia; Primates; Cercopithecidae
Product: HEAT repeat-containing protein 6-like
Source: RefSeq, a predicted model, not a curated record